AUGCCAGACUUUCAUCCUCCCCUCGCUCACUCUUCUGAUGUGACAGUCUCUUCAAACUCGAGUCAUCCUUACAUUCAGCUCAACUUCUUCGCUACCUUCAACGAAGACGAAGACUCUUCCGGCUCGUGGGAAAUAUGGACUGACCUCCCUAGACUUGAUGAUCAUGGCCACGCCCUCUCACAGCCUGGAGAAUGGCGUUCCAUUCAAUUCAAGAAUUACGACAAGUCUGCAAUCCUCCCCUGCGGAAACGGAUCAAAUGGUAUUUCAGAUCAGACCAUUCACAUAAAAACAUUAGAUGACUAUCCCGUUCCAACUACUGGGCCAAGGACCAUGUACCUCUCAACAGUCAUUCCAGCUUCAACAGGUCAAGAGUUUUCUUACACCUAUCGACAUAUCACCACUUCUGGCGAGACUCACUGGCUUGGUGGAAUGGGUGGUAACGGAGCUAUCAAGAUGAUCGAAGGGGAAAUUCAAGCUAAAAAUGAUGAAACGAAAGUCGGUGACUGGUCAGAAAAGCCUGAGGGAUUGAAUAGAGUGAGCUGGAUUGGAUUUGGCAUAGAACUUGAAACAGUCAAAGGCAAAAUUAAGCCAAUUAUACGAACCUUACCCUCCAGCACCAACGCAUCUCUGGAUCUUAUCCUUCUCCAAGGAAUUUCACCGAUCCAUCUCUCUCCUCUCUCAUAUCGCACCAAUGUCAUCAAAGCUCAAGAGCCCAUAUCUCUCACUCAAGAUCUCGCUAUUAUUGGACAUGGCGCUUCAUUUGAUGUCGCACCCUCAUACUCUCUUCCAUCUACGACCAACAAUUCUCUCACUGCAUCUUAUGGCUUGACCACACAGCCUUCUCCAAAAGAAGUUCUGACAGCUGCUUUCCGAGCUGCCAAAGCCAAGCAAGACCGUUUCCGCUUGGGAGAAGUAAGUGGAAGCGAUGCUCGCGAUGUAGUAGCUAUCUUUGCAUCAACUGGACAAGGCGAAAACGAACAAAUACAUAUGGUCAUUCACGCUCCUCCAACUGCUGCGCCCAGUCAAAUCAGCGUCACUCUACCUGCAUCAAUGGCUAUUUCAGCUCCCAUCGCUAUCUUUUCGGAUUCUGAAAACGAAAUAUCCUACCUUAAUCUCCCUGAUACUGGCAGAAGUGCGGGUAGCACAGUCCGGCUUCAUCUGGAGGCAGGACCAGUUGCCAAAGUACUUCAAGUAGCAGAAUUUGUUGAAUUGCGAGGUACAGGUGGAGAUGAUUCUGCUUGGAUUUGCGCACCUGAUGCUAUCAACGUAGAAGUCGGAGAAGAGGAAAUUGCGGUUCCAAAGUCGUCCACCACUGCUGUUCCAGAUGAAUCGUUUGCCGAGGUCACCCCUUCGACCGUCACAGAGGAAGCGAACGCUCCUAUCGAGUCAAAUCUUUACGAGGAUAGACUCCUCGAGGGUUCUACGGAAGAAUCGAGAAUUGAGCGCUUCAAUACAGUACACGCGGCGCCAUCUGCAGGAUGGUGGCUCUUCCGCUUCAUUGGGAGAUUUGUUGCCAAUAUUUGGGGAAUGUUGCUGUGGCCCUUCCGUUCUACUGCAAAUAUAACCGACGGAAGUGAAGAUAUAGAUGACGACACACCCCUCGAAACAGGAGAAAGACCUGCGGACGAUGAGAGGACUCCUCUUCUCGGUUCUAUCAGUAUGUCCCGAGACACCUCAUCAUCUUCGACUGCUUUUGAUCCUUUGGCAACUCCAACCUCAAUGAGAGCCAACAAAGAAGGGUUGACACCUAACCAUCAAACAGAUGGAUCGAUCACUCCAACUGGACAAAACUCGUCUCCACUUAUUACAGUCGGCGAACUUCCGAUAAUCAAUACAGUACAAAUUCGAUCUUAUGCUCAAAUGACGUUCAAUGAGCGCCCACCGUUCAGGUUCUUCUUACCACCUCACUCUGUUCAAGACGAAUCAAAACUUCGUUUCAGAAUCAAAGAGAAAAUAUCUCGACAAUGGAUUGAGACUGAACCUGUACCUAAGAGCUCUGAACAGGAUCGAUGCAGAGAACUGAUCGUUGGUGAGAAAGGAACAGUUGGCGGAGAAGAUUGGGAUGUUCAGAUAGAAAGGCUUUCCACUUGA
Molecule: messenger RNA, 2091 nt
Organism: Kwoniella shivajii
Lineage: Eukaryota; Fungi; Basidiomycota; Tremellomycetes; Tremellales; Cryptococcaceae
Exons: 3
Coding region: 1-2091 (696 amino acids)
Source: RefSeq, a predicted model, not a curated record